AUGGCCUAUUUCUUUGCCUCACCAAUCGAUGUGGAUAUUAAGCUGCAAGGGGAGGAUCAACGGAAGCAGGUUGAAAUAAAGACGGAGAAGGACAAGACUGUCUCGUGUCCGGUCUACUACGACGGCGACUCAGUAACUGGAGAGGUGACUAUCCAAGUCCGCGACGGGAAGAAGACGGCGCAUGAAGGAAUCAAGGUGGAAUUUGUCGGCAGCAUCGAGCUAUUCUACGACCGCGGUCACCAUCAUGAGUUUUUGUCUUUGUCGCAAGAACUCGCAGCACCAGGAGAGAUGCGCCAGGCUCAGACUUUCGAGUUCAACUUCAAGAAUGUGGAGAAACAGUUCGAGAGCUACCAGGGAAUCAAUGUGAAGCUGCGAUAUUUCGUCCGUGUGUCUAUCUCAAGACGAAUGGCAGACGUAAUGAAAGAGAAAGACAUCUGGGUGCAUUCAUUCCGUAUGCCCCCUGACAGCAACAAUUCGAUCAAGAUGGAAGUUGGUAUUGAGGACUGCCUACACAUUGAGUUCGAGUAUAACAAGUCUAAGUAUCACUUGAAGGAUGUCAUUGUUGGCAAGAUCUACUUCUUGCUAGUACGGAUAAAGAUUAAACAUAUGGAAUUGUCAAUUAUCCGGCGCGAGACGACUGGUUCUCCUCCGAACCAAUACAAUGAAAGUGAGACUAUCACAAAGUUUGAAAUUAUGGACGGAGCCCCGGUUCGCGGUGAAACGAUACCAAUUCGACUAUUUCUUGGAGGGUUCGAUCUAACGCCAACCUUCCGAGAUGUCAACAAGAAGUUCAGCACGAGAUACUAUCUCAAUCUGGUACUCAUCGAUGAAGAGAAUAGGCGGUACUUCAAGCAGCAGGAAAUCACGAUUUUCAGGAUACCCGAGAAUUAA
This is a messenger RNA of Cyclocybe aegerita, 891 nucleotides long. Lineage: Eukaryota; Fungi; Basidiomycota; Agaricomycetes; Agaricales; Hemipholiotaceae. The record is from the annotation of a GenBank genome assembly.